UCUAAAACCCUUCACUCCCCAAGGCAGCCUCUCUCCUCCUCCCCCAAAAAAUGGCAGCCCACUUUCCUUGUUUCUCUCUCCUCCUCUCCCAAAAAUGAACACUUCCGCCCUCCAACUCAACCAUAACCCGAUCUCAUUCACCGGGUCAACUCACUACAACCUUAACAAAACACCCUUUCUUUCUAGACCUUCUCGUCUUUCUAGAACCUUUCGAAAGUCCGAUCUGCCGCCGUCGUCCAAUGUGUAACUGAGCCGACUCGUGAGGCAGUGAGUCCAACCAUGCAACCACCAAACCCACCAACCCACAAACCUCUUGUCUUUCCUCGACUCAAGCCGACGCCGCGCAACCACCACCACCUCUACCAAAAGCUGAUGCCGCGCCAUUAGCACCUCCAAUUAUUCUACUCUCUCUCCUCCCCUGCUACUGCAGUUCGUACUUCAAUUUUUCUUCCUCAAUCCGAUUCCAAAAGUUCAAUUUUUUUCAAACCAAAUCUUCGUUCAUAUCAACCCAUGUUGAAUGAUAAACGAAAUUUCUCUGUAAAAAUUGAUUCAUCAUCAAAUUCACCAAAUGGGUCUCAUGUUUCUCCUUCUUUUCAGGGAUCAGAAUCAUUUUUCAGAAAUGUGCUGCAAAGAAUGGAGACUGUCUAUUUGAACAGGAAUCCAACGGCGAAACAGGUCUUGGAACUUGUUCAUUCAGCAGGAAAUGAUAGGAUUUGUUAUGAUCAUUUCGCCUUUCGUACUUUUGGGGUGGAUGGUCAUGGUAUCGAUUCAAUGGCUAAGGUCUUUCUUGAUUUUGGGUACAUCCAGAAGGAUGAGCUGAGAUUUCCUGGAAAGAAAUUGAAAGCUUAUUGGUUCUCCCCUCCCACUGUUUCCUAUGAAGAAGGCAGUGGUGUCAAUGGACCUUUGCCUAGGGUGUUUAUUUCCGAACUUCUUGUAGAUCAGAUGAGUUCUGAAGCUCAGGAAAUAAUCAGAAAGUACACUGGAAUUUCAGGAAAUGGAAGUAACUAUGCAGCUCUUGCCAGUGCACACGGGUCAUUGACCUGGGAGAAACCCUUGCAUUCCGAAUUUCAGCAAUUAGCAAGAGAAAGCGAAUAUGCUGCAUGGACACUAGUUAAUGGAUAUGCCUUGAAUCAUGUCACUAUUUCUACUCACCAACUGAAGUCUAAUUUGAAUAACAUCAAUCGCCUGAAUCAGUUCAUUGAAGAGAAUGGAUUCAAGCUGAAUUCUGAAGGAGGGACUUUAAAAGUUAGUCCUGAUGGUUUCCUGCUGCAAAGUUCAACAGUAGCUGAUUCAGUGCCUUUCGAAUUCUCCGAUGGUACGAAAGAAUCAGUUCCAUGUUCAUACAUAGAGUUUGCUGAAAGGCUUGUGCUUCCUGAGUACAAAAAUGUACCUGAUGAAGAGGUCAAGGAGUUCCAUCGACGUGAUGGGUUUGAAGUUGGCAAUGCUGAUAAGAUAUUUGAGAGCACAUCCAUGGAGCAACUGACUCGAAACGCUGCUUAGAAAAAUGUGACUUUGAUAAAGUAUAAUAUACUUCGUACUUUGUAUGUACAUAGGGGGUGAUAUUUUGAAUAAUGACAUGAUAUAAGACAUUUCUAAUCCAAUUACUAAAACCAAAUAGGAGCUCUUCUGAACAUUAGUAAAACUUUCAACACUAUCAAUAUUACAGUUGGAUGAAUUAAAAUUGGGCGUUGAAGGUUCCAAA
This is a messenger RNA of Chenopodium quinoa (quinoa), 1702 nucleotides long. RefSeq lists its product as uncharacterized. The coding region runs from base 511 to 1500 and encodes 329 amino acids. Lineage: Eukaryota; Viridiplantae; Streptophyta; Magnoliopsida; Caryophyllales; Amaranthaceae. The record is from RefSeq and is a predicted model, not a curated record. The transcript has 8 exons. Gene Ontology annotation, molecular function: oxidoreductase activity.